UGUUUUAUAUUAUUAUUCUUGACUAAAAAAUUCACACGUUCCUCGUGGCUUCCUGUGAUUUGGGAAUUCAGUCAAUUUUAAUGUUUUGAUUUGGUCAAGAAGCCACAUUGUCUGAAACUAUAUAUCUGACAAUGGCGAGACUAUGAGAAGGGGAAAGUAGAAUCACUUACAGAUAGAUCUAACCAACCUGUUGUGCUGAGGAGAAAGUAUAACGAUGGGCUGGGGAAACAAGAAAGAUGGUGAUACUAGUAAUGAUUUGAAGCUUCCUACUGGGAAAUAUGAACUUGUCAAUAGUCAUUCAAUAUCUUCUGGCGGGAAGAAGUCCAUGAACAGAUAUGUGCUUGCCUGUGCAAUUUUGGCCUCCAUGAAUUCUAUCGUGCUUGGCUAUGAUGGUGGAGUUAUGAGUGGAGCAAUUAUAUUUAUUCAAGAGGAUUUACACAUAAACGAGGAACAAAUAGAGGUGCUUGUUGGAUCUUUGAGCAUAGUUUCACUUCUAGGAGCUGCAGCUGCAGGCAGGACCUCAGAUGCCAUUGGAAGAAGAUGGACAAUGGCUUUGACAGGUCUCAUAUGCAUGUUGGGUGCAGGUAUAAUGGGUUUAGCUCCCUCCUUUUUUGUUUUGAUGGUCGGCAGGUUUCUUGGUGGGAUUGGGGUUGGAUUUGGCCUAAUGAUUGCCCCAGUAUACACUGCAGAGGUUUCCCCUGCAUCAAGCCGAGGGGCACUUACAUCCCUUCCUGAGAUUUUUAUCAAUUUUGGAAUUCUUCUUGGUUACAUUUCCAAUUAUUUUCUCUCUGGAUUACCAGCUCAUAUAAGCUGGAGGUUGAUGCUUGGCGUGGGAUUGGUUCCAUCACUUUUCCUUGCAUUAGGUGUCCUUGGUAUGCCGGAGUCCCCUAGAUGGCUUGUCAUGCAAAAUAGGAUUGAGGAAGCUGCAUCUGUACUGGCAAGAACCUCAGAUGAUCAAGGUGAGGCAGAUGCAAGACUCGCAGAAAUUAUGGAAGCAGCAGGUGUUGGAGGUAAUGAAUCUAAUGGCAAUGUUGAGAAAUUGGGGGAACAAGAUGAAAAUAUAGAUGUACCAAAUUCGCAAAUUCUCCAAAAGAAACAUCAUGGGGAAGGAGUUUGGAGAGAACUUUUAUGGCCCACUCCUCCAUUGCAAAGGAUGCUGAUCAUAGCUUUGGGGAUUCAGUUCUUCCAGCAGGCAUCAGGCAUUGAUGCAAUAGUUUAUUACAGUCCAGUGGUUUUCAAAGAAUCUGGAAUUCAGAGUCAAGCAGGACUUCUUGGUGCUACUGUUGCAGUAGGUUUUUUUAAAACUGCAUUUAUUUUGGUCGCUACAUUCUUGAUAGAUAGAGCUGGAAGGAGGCCAUUGUUGCUGACAAGCGCCCUUGGGAUGACUGUAUCUUUAAUAGUGUUAGCAUUGGGUCUUUCCUUGAUAGAGAACACAUCAGGAAACCACCAAGGAUUUUCUUUUUUGGCUAUGUUGGCAGUGUGCUGCAAUGUGGCAUUUUUCUCCGUUGGAUUAGGGCCAAUAUGUUGGGUUUUGUUGUCAGAGAUAUUCCCAUUGAGAUUCCGGGCACAAGCAGCUAGUCUGGGUGUGGUAGUAAACAGAGUUGCAAGUGGAGUAAUCUCUAUGACUUUCUUAAGUCUCUCCCAUUCAAUCACCAUAGCUGGAACAUUCUUCCUCUUUGCUGGUGUCUCACUCCUCUGUGCAGUGUUUGUAUAUAUUUACAUACCCGAGACAAAAGGCAAAACUCUAGAAGAGAUUGUGUCAAUUUUCAACAAGGAAGAGUCAGAAAGAAUUUCACAAGGGGGUGAGUUGGAGCUAGGGGACACAACAAUGCUUGUUGAGAAAUCUAAAAUACCAACGUCUUAUUGAAUUUCAGCAAUAAGAGAACUUAAGGAAUUGUAAUCAUCAUGCAGAUGAAGAUAGGUAUAAUGAGUUAUUGUGAGAAGAUGGAUAUAGCAAAAGCAAUUGCUAAUUUGCAUUGCACAGGCAUCUGUAAGUCAUGAGAAGGUUAUAACUUCUACACAGUGAAGUUUAUGUUUUAUAAUUUAUUUUAUUAUAUAAUAUACAAAGUGAAAUUCAUCGUUGACAGGAACAUCUGUAUUUUAAUUAGUCUCUAUGUCUUGUAGUUCUGGAGCUUGUUGCGAAUUUUCUGUUUACAAUUUCUAAAUUUAUAAAUUGAGAAUUAAAAUUCUUCAAGAA
Cryptomeria japonica (Japanese cedar) is the source of this 2197-nucleotide messenger RNA. RefSeq names its product probable polyol transporter 4. NCBI's taxonomy places the organism in Eukaryota, Viridiplantae, Streptophyta, Pinopsida, Cupressales, Cupressaceae. Gene Ontology annotation, molecular function: carbohydrate:proton symporter activity. Gene Ontology annotation, cellular component: membrane. The record is from RefSeq and is a predicted model, not a curated record. The transcript has 2 exons. Gene Ontology annotation, biological process: transmembrane transport. Bases 215 to 1867 code for a protein of 550 amino acids.